Messenger RNA from Agelaius phoeniceus (red-winged blackbird), 1123 nucleotides. The record is from RefSeq and is a predicted model, not a curated record. NCBI's taxonomy places the organism in Eukaryota, Metazoa, Chordata, Aves, Passeriformes, Icteridae.
AUGGGUGACCUCUCCGAGCAGGCCCCUCCGUCAGCUCCUGCGGCCAGCGCUGUUGCGGAGCAACCCCGCGCGUUCGGGGCCGGGCCGGGCGGCAGGAGCGGGGCGGGCCCGGGGCUGCCGUCCCGGGGCUCUGGGAGCGGCUGCCGGGAAGGAGCCGGAGCGGGGCUGCUCUGCGAGGGAAGGCAAGCGGCUACAGCGCAUCCCGCGGCACCAGAAGCAGGGCAGGGACACCACGGGCUGCCAGGGACUCUCUCGGAGCGUGAGAUUUGGAUGGAGUCUCAGUAUCUGAAACAAUGCCUGGGAAGUUGCUUGAAGAAGGGACUGGCAGAGGUUGUAGAACAUCGGCCAGCAGAUCCAAUAGAGUAUCUUGCACACUGGAUUUACAAAUACAGAAGAAACUUAGAUGAAGAAAAAAAGAGAAUACUGGAGAGAGCUGAGCUGGAACAAGAACGGGUGGCAGCCCAAGCAGAACUUGAAAGGUUAAAAAUCCAGGAAGAGCAGCAGAAACUUGAAGAGCAACAGCAGGCUCAGUUGGAGAAAGAACGUGCAGAGUUGGAAGCACAGAAAAAGGAAGCUGAAAUGCAGUUGCAGCAGACAGUAGCUGAAGUUACAGAUGGAUCUGAGGAGCCAGAUGAGAGUGAACCUGGUCAAAAAGACCUCCCAACCGUAAUAGAAGAAGAAGAGGAAGAAGAAGAAGAAGAAGAAGAAGAGGAAGAAGAAGAAGAAGAAAAAGAAAAUUAGAACUGACCUGAGAGCAGUAAAUAUAUUUUCUACUCAUUACUUGGUAUCCUGAAGUGUAGUAUUUUGAUUCAUGUAUUUUAUAAAUAUAACUGAUUUACAUAACUGUUUCUCUGGUGUCUGUUUUCAAGGUGUUUGUGUAAAGUCUGUUAUUUUUGAUACCUGUUCUUCCUUUUUGUUCUUAAAGCAUUGUAGCUAGCACGGCUGACUUGCAGGAAGAAAAUUGCAGCUGAAGUGACAGCAGCAAAUAUAUUUUCUACUUAUUGCAUAUUGAAGUAACAUAAUAAAUAAAAAUAUAACUAAAGUGUCGAUAUGAUUUGAGAAUACAUGCUACAAUAUGAUCAUUUGAAUCAAUAUUAAAAGAAUAAAAUAUUACUGAAAAUUA